AUGGCGACGAAACCUUCUCUGAGCGCCAGAGGGUGUGGCUUCUUCGGAUCGUCACGGACCAAUAACUUCUGCAAGCCUUCAAAGUGCUUCAACGACUUUCUCAGGGAAGAGUCCGCGGAAAUCUUGACCGCUUUGGCCGGAACUCCGGCGACAUCCGGAGAGAAUAGUAGGGAGGCGGCGGCGACAACGCGUGUCGGCAAGAGCAGAUGCCACGUGUGCAAGGGGAAGGUGGGGCUACUAGGGUUCGAGUGCAGAUGCGGCCACGUGUUCUGUGGGACCCACCGCUACGCGGAGGAGCAUUCUUGUCCGUCGGAUUAUAGAUCGGCGGCGAGAGAUGCCUUGGCCAAGAACAAUCCUCUCAUCAAGGCUGAUAAACUGUACAAAAUUUAG
Messenger RNA from Tarenaya hassleriana, 390 nucleotides. Its product is annotated as putative zinc finger A20 and AN1 domain-containing stress-associated protein 8. Bases 1 to 390 code for a protein of 129 amino acids. The record is from RefSeq and is a predicted model, not a curated record. Gene Ontology annotation, molecular function: DNA binding; zinc ion binding. NCBI's taxonomy places the organism in Eukaryota, Viridiplantae, Streptophyta, Magnoliopsida, Brassicales, Cleomaceae. The transcript has 2 exons.